AUGUCCUCCCCUCGCUCGCGGGCCCCCUCCUCAACCAAAAUUGCCGUGAUAGGCGGCGGACCGCAAGGCCUAUGUGCGCUCAAAAACCUCCUCGAAGAAGGCUUCGACGCCAUGCUCCUCGAACAACGCGACCGCAUCGGCGGUCUAUGGGCUUACUCCGACGAUCCCAACACCGUCACAGUCCUGGAAAGUACUUUGACAAACGUCAGUAAAUAUAAGAACUGCUACAGCGACUUCCCAAUCGGGAAAGAUGAGCCCGUGUACUUCACCCAAGCCCAAUUCCUAGAUUACCUAGAGCGCUAUGCUGAUGCAUUCAACUUCCGUCCACGGAUCCGAUUAAACACGUCCGUCCUGAGAAUCUCAAAAUCAACCAGCAACGCGGACGGCUGGGACAUCAAAGCCGAAACCAAACACGCUUCUUCGCCGCACACCCUCCAGUUCGACAAAGUCGUUCUAGCUACUGGCGCACAUCACACCCCCUCCGCUCCCACCCUUCCAGGCGCCUCCAUCUUCGCCGGCCAGAUCCUCCACUCCAGCGCCUUUAAGCACCCACCUUCCUUCGCCGGCAAGCGCGUCCUCGUCAUCGGCUUCAGCAACACAGCCGCCGACAUCUGCGCCGAGCUCGUCGCGCACCACGCCGCCUCCGUCACCGUCGCCCACCGCCGCGGCAUCCACGUCCUGCCGCGCCUUGUGAAUGGCAAGCCCGUCGACCUCUUCGCCUCGCGCCGCGUCGCUGCCAUCAGCGCCACGGUGGCCGCUAUCGCGCCGGUGAAGUCGCUCGGGCUCGUCGAGAAAGCGCUUGCGGAUCUGAGCGAGAAGAGUUGGGACCUGGAUCCAGCUUGGGGGUUUCGGCCCGCGCCGCCGCGGAUUACGAAUCGGGUUAUGCUGUCGGACACUUUUGUGCCGCAGCUGCGCGACGGCUCUAUCAAAUCUGUCGCGAAUGUUAAGCAGAUCGUGAAUGGGGAGACGGUAGAGUUGGAGGACGGAUCGCGCGUUGCUACUGAUGUGAUUAUUUUUUGUACGGGGUAUCACCGACGGGAUCCGCCGUUUCUUGCUGAGAUUCUUGGGGGUGAGAAGGAGAGGUUGAUACCGCAUCGGCUGUAUCAGAAUAUCUUCCCGCCUGCAUAUGCGGAUUCUGUGGCUGUGCUGGAUAGCUGGCAGCUUGGGAGCGGGAUUUGUGAGGUUGCGGAUCUGGCGUGUAUGGCUGUUGCGCAGGUUUUUAAGGGGGCGUUUCCGCUACCCUCGGAAGAUCGGAUGAAUAGGGAAGUUGAUGCGCAUCACCGCUGGGUGAAUACGGUGCUCAGUAGAGAGCCGGCGGCGGCGGCGAAGGUGGUGCAGGAGGGGAAAUGGAGAGGGUGGUUGCAUGCAGCGGCGGGGACGGGGGUGAACGAAAAUUUAGGGUAUGGUUGGAAGGGGUGGUGGUUUUGGGUAUGGCAGCCGAGGUGGUGUAGUCUGUUGAUGGGAGGGAUCGACUUACCGUAUCUAGCACGGCUGUUUGAGGGGAGGAGGAAGAAGUGGGAGGGGGCGGGGAGGGCAAUCGUAGAGGCGAACGAGGAUUUGGAGAUGAGGUUUGGAAAGGGGACAGAUAGGAAGAAGGUAAAGUGAGCAUACACCUUUCCUAGACCGUUCUACAUCUUCUUACUACUAUUUGCGGUUCUUCAACACAUCAAGUGGGUUGAAGUCCAGGGUAAUGUGCUACAAGUCCAAGGUGUAUUUGCAGAGUCAUCACGGGACCACUAAUUAUGUAGCAUACUGGAAGGUGAGCUCAACGAGUAUUUGCAUCCUCGUCCGGCUGGUUCCCUGAGCGGGAUCGCAGAGUUUAUAGAAAAAUAUGC
Molecule: messenger RNA, 1835 nt
Organism: Mytilinidion resinicola
Lineage: Eukaryota; Fungi; Ascomycota; Dothideomycetes; Mytilinidiales; Mytilinidiaceae
Product: FAD/NAD(P)-binding domain-containing protein
Exons: 2
Coding region: 1-1605 (534 amino acids)
Molecular function (GO): NADP binding; flavin adenine dinucleotide binding; N,N-dimethylaniline monooxygenase activity
Source: RefSeq, a predicted model, not a curated record